Messenger RNA from Adineta steineri, 282 nucleotides. NCBI's taxonomy places the organism in Eukaryota, Metazoa, Rotifera, Eurotatoria, Adinetida, Adinetidae. The record is from the annotation of a GenBank genome assembly.
AUGCGUAUGACAUUGAUUAAUACUAUUUUAUGUUUAUUUAUUGCUUUAAUUGGCAUUACACUUUCAUCAAGUUCUUCAUUAGAUAACGAUGAUUAUGCAACUGCUAAUAGUGAUUGGAAUCAAUUUGAUUCUUAUUAUCCAACUCAUUUUCUAAAUGUACGUGCAGCUAAAUCACGAUUUUGGAAACGUGCACCACCUCGUAAAUUCUGGAAACGAUCUUUAGAUGAAUCAACAAUGAACAACAAUGAUAUGGAUAAUUUUCAACAACAAGAAAAACAUUAG